Messenger RNA from Clonostachys byssicola, 234 nucleotides. Lineage: Eukaryota; Fungi; Ascomycota; Sordariomycetes; Hypocreales; Bionectriaceae. The record is from the annotation of a GenBank genome assembly.
AUGGCCGGUCGGUUGGUAGCUGUGGGCACAGAGAAACCCAUCGUAACUGUGCAGGCUGCUAGCGCACAGGAUGUUGACAAGGCCGUCAACGCCGCACACAAGGCUUUGCGCCAUCCCUCAUGGUCUGAUCUACCUGCUACUGAUCGCGGCCGGCUUAUCGCCCGUCUUGCCGAUUUGAUUGAGGCCAACGGCGAGCUCUUUGCCACUAUUGAUGCCUGGGACAAUGGUUCGUGA